AGCGUGGGUACCUCAGCAGUAAGAUACAGAAGCCUUGAAGGCUCAGAAGCGAGCAAGUGUUUUACAGAGUUCAGAGAAAAUUUAGGGGAAAUCAUCUGGCUAACGUUCACGCAUACACCAUGCCGAGUCCUGACCGUGCUCCAGCGGUUUGAGAAAUGCGGUUUUUUUCUUUAAGGGGCGACAGAGUAUUAGAUUUUUUUGGUGUAUUUUUUUGUUCUGGGGUUCAAGGGUCACUGGAUAGAAACAAGUCUGACACGCUCCAGUGCAGUACAGCCGUGGUCACAGUAACAUGGGGACGGCCGUCACCCAAUAAACACGCACGUUUUCUGCAAGUUUUUUUGCAAGUUUGCAGAGCAAACUUUAUCACCACAGUCAUUUUGGACUCCUGUCUCUCUGCAUCCUGCCUAUGCAUGGAGAACUGAGCAGUAAAAAAUGAUUGAGAUGUCCAUAGAGAAAGAACCUGUCUUGACAGGAGAUGGUGCGGCAGCCAUUUUAAUCCCACCACCUUCCCAGAACCUAGCGGGUCCAGUUAAGACUCUGAGUCCGUCCUCUGUGGCGCCGGUCAGUGUUGGCGCUCCGUUAAUGGAUAAUAUGGUGUUAGCAGAAGUGCCCUCCAACUCGGCUUUGACGGAAGAGGCGGGACAUGAGGAGGAAGCCGCAGAGACCAUGCAAGCCAAAGGAACUAAUAAGCUCUUACAGGCGAAAAAUGGUAUACAGUCACAGGCCUGGCCUCAAAAGCUUGGCAAGCGGCGUUACAGCAUGAACGUUGGCUUCAAGCAUCCUGGAUUUAGCAAACGUAGGCGAAGAGCUAACUCUGAGUCUGACCCGGUGCUGCCCAGCAACUUCCUCUUGGGUGGAAAUAUCUUCGACCCUCUGAAUCUCAACAGCCUGUUGGACGAGGAGGUAAACCGAGUGCUGAACGCUGAGACUCCCAAAUCGUCACCUCUUCCAUCGAAAAGCAGGGAGCCUGUCGAGAUCCUGAUUCCCAGAGACAUCACUGACCCUCUAAACCUCAGCGGCAAGGGCGGAAACGCCAACAGAGGCGUCCUGGUGUCACCCGUAAAACGGCGGCGCCAUAGAAACCGGCACCAUGGGGGCAGUGGUGGCCAUCUCGAACCCUCGGGUCCAGAAAAGGGUAAGGGUGCUGAGGAGGAGGGUGUGCUUACUGAACAGCAUUUAGCAGAGGAACUAGUUGAAGGGUCCCCACGCCCUUACGAACUCAACACGUCCAUCAACUGCCGCGACGAAGUGGUUCCACCCAUACUGCCACGCCGCCGUUCAACAAACUCCGCUCCUCAGACAGGGAGUAGCAGCUCCAUCGCUCAGCCUUCCAAACACAGAAAACGGCGGCGAACAGUCAGCCGAUCAGAACGCCUGUCGAUCACACCCACGCCCACGCUCACCAACAAGCAGCUACAUUUAGACAGAGGGCGGAGUCAAACAUUUCACACACCCAUUGUGAGUGGCGCCACAGGGACCCAUCUUGAAGCGAACCAUCACGUGACACGGCAGAAUCGCCGCAAACUGAGACGUGACUUCCAGUACGGCACCUACACUUGUUACUAUGGUUAUCUGACACCGAGUCUGAACGUGGAUCCUCGUCUGGCAGCGUUUCACCCUGAAUGGUUCAGUGGAAAGAAAGUCCUGGACAUUGGAUGCAACGUGGGUCACAUGACUCUCGCCAUCGCUAAGAACUGGAGCCCCGCCCACAUCCUGGGCUUGGAUGUCGAUGGCGGUGUGGUUCAUGCGGCACGGCAGAACCUCCGCCACUUCCUGUCUGAGCUGCAGAAACGGGAAGUGAGACAAGAUGCUGACACAGAGGAGAAGCGCAGAGAAGUGGAGAGGUUGCGGACAUUCCCUCUUUCUUUCAGACUAUGUAGGGGGCCAAUUGCAGCUCCUCCCUUACUGCCUCCUGCCCCUGGGGUGUUCCCUAACAAUGUGUCCUUCAUGAAGGGGAACUAUGUUCCAGACAGCGAUGCAGUAGUGAUGUCGCAGUGUGCAGAGUAUGAUGUCAUCGUGUGUCUGAACGUCACAAGGUGGGUUCAGCUGAACUGGGGAGACGUGGGGCUUCAGCGCCUCUUUAGACGUGUUUAUGCUCACCUGAACCCCGGAGGAGUUUUCAUCGUCCAACCACAGCCAUGGAGCUCCUACAGCAAGAGAAAGAGACUGACGGAAACUACCCACAGGAACUACAACAGCAUUCGGCUCCGACCGGACCAGUUCAGCUCAUACCUCACCUCCGAGGUGGGAUUCACCAGCUACGAGCUCAUCAGCGCCACCAAGAGCUGCCCUAAAGGACUCCAGAGGCCAAUCUACCUGUUCUACAAAGGUCCCACCUCCAACAGGAAGUCCUCCACCAGGAGAGGAAGUGACAUACAGGAAGAGGAACGGGAGAUGGUGUGAAUGUUUACACUGCAGCGGCACUUUAAUUUAAAAUGCGAUCAGAUUCACAGGACUCUUCUGAAAGAAUCUCCUACACAGUCUCUAACACACACACACACACACACACACACACACACAGAGACUAAUAAUCUUUUAAUAAAAGUUGCUAAGUCUUGUUUCUAAUAACUCAUCACCUGUUUGUAUUGUACAUUUUAGGGAAGAGUGUGUGUAGCUUUAACAGUGUGUAAAAUAAGUUCAUAUAGCCAUUUUUUAUGUGUGUGUGUGUGAAAACCAGACAGCUGUAGAAAAGAAUGUAAUCGAUUUGAAUGUUUGCUGUAUAGAAUAAAUAACUGCGUCUUUGA
Molecule: messenger RNA, 2744 nt
Organism: Silurus meridionalis
Lineage: Eukaryota; Metazoa; Chordata; Actinopteri; Siluriformes; Siluridae
Gene: mepceb
Product: methylphosphate capping enzyme b
Exons: 5
Coding region: 433-2403 (656 amino acids)
Biological process (GO): snRNA modification
Molecular function (GO): snRNA binding; RNA methyltransferase activity; O-methyltransferase activity
Source: RefSeq, a predicted model, not a curated record